CCCACUCUGCCCUCACCCAACAUGGCGCCCGCCCGCCCAACUUCAGCUACCGCCCGCAGCAAGCAUGGCGGCCCCUUCAGUUUCUAUUGUGCCCGCCUCGUGCGCUCUCCCGCGGUGGCUUCAGCGGCUUCACCUCCGCCGACGCAAAGGUGGCGGAAGCGGUUGCGGCCGUUUGAAUUCCAGCGGAGCCGCCAAAGCCGCGCACAAAGGCGCCGGGGCUCUGGCCGGCAGCGGGGUGCGCGGGUUGGCGCCUCCAUGGACUCGUUACCGGGGGAAGACCCGACGCUGCCGGUGGCGUUUGAGGGCAGCGUCUCCCAGCUGCCAGACAUCUCCCGUGGGGACCCCCAGCCCGGCCCGGCCGGCGGCGAAGUGCUACCAGAUGUGGCAGAAGAUACAGUCUCACCAACUAGAGCUCGGACCAUGAAGGACUAUGAAAAUCAAAUCACUGAUCUGAAAAAAGAGAACUUCAACCUGAAGCUUCGUAUAUAUUUUCUGGAGGAACGAAUGCAGCAGAAGUUUGAUGGUCCAACUGAAGAAAUAUACAAAAUCAACAUUGAGCUGAAAGUUGAGAUAGAAAGUCUGAAGCGUGAUCUGCAGGAGAGGGAGAAACUACUUAUCAAAGCCUCUAAGGCAGUUGAAAGCUUGGCCCAAGGUGGAGAUGCUGAAAUACAGCGUGUGAAAGAAGAGACACAAAAGAAGAUGCAAGAAAUGAAAGAAAUCCUGACAAGCAGAAUAAACUUUCUUGAAGAGAAUCUGAAAGCUGCUCAAGAAGAUGUGGAAAAAGCCAUUACAAUGACAGAGAAGGAAAAAGGUCUCAGAAUAGCUGCUGAGCAGAAACUUUCUUCAAUUAUGAAUGCCCCUGCAAAGGAUGUGGAUAUGAUUACAGGAGCUGAGAAAGACAGACUUAUAGAGCAACUGAAUCUGUCAUUGAAAAGUAAAGAAGCUAUAAUUCAACACCUUGAAGAGGAAAAGUCUCAGAGUGGAUCUUAUGAUGGGAACUUAUCAGCAGAAAAAAUCAGAGAACUUACCCUUGCUUUGAGGCAUGAAAAAGAUAGUCAGAUAGAGACUAUUAAAAUGGAGCUUAAAAAUGAGAGAAAUUCCUUUGAAAAAAAAAUUCAGUCACUUCAAGAAGAGCUACAAGAGAGGGAAAAUGAGCUUGCUGUUGAAAAGAAGAAUGGUUUGAAAAGGGAUAAAACCAUUCAAGGGCUAACUGUUGCAUUAAAAGCAAAGGAAAAAGAGAAUGAGGAGCUUGGUUCUGAAAUUGAAGAUCUAAAUGCUUCAUUGGCUAAGGCAAGAGAGGCAACUCACAAAGCACACAUCCAAAAAUUCAAGGGUGCUGAGGAUUAUGAAGCUCUCUUGAUGGAGAAAGAGACCCUUUUAGCAGAGCUGCGUUCAGAAAACCUUACAAAGGAUGCAGAGAAUCGUAAACUACAAAGGAGGAUUAAAAGGACCGAUCAAGAGCUAAAUGAUUUGAAUUUAGAAAGAGAGAAAAUGGAGAAGGAACUGGAUGAAGCACAACUACAGAAGAGCAGAAGUGACAAAACGAUUAAUGACCUUAGAAAUCAACUAGAGAAAUUACAUGGUGAAAUGACUGAGAAAGAAAAAGCAGUUGAACAUCAUUACAAUAUUCUUUUGAGUGAAAGCAAUCAGAAGUUGCAGAGCCAAGAACUAGUUAUCAAGCAGCUAACAGACAAUGUCAAUCAAAAGGAUCUACUGCUUCAGAAACUUGAUGGAACAGUUAAAGAAAAGGAUGCAGAAUUGCAGGAGCUCCUGAAUAAAUACAAGAACCUUCUAAGAGCUAAUGAAGAACUUGAACUGAAAAUUGAGGGCUUAAUAAAGGAAAAAUGUGCUGCACAGUCUCAACAGUCAAUCAUCAACAUAGUCAGAGAGUUAGAGGUAAAUAAAGAAGCUGAAUAUGAAAAGCUGAUCCUUGCUUUAAGAAAGGAACAACAUAUUUAUUCUACGCUAGUGAAGACCUUCAAAGAAUCGGAUAGUAUAAAUAGCUUGCAAACGGAACUAAACAACAUUUUCAUGUUGCGAAAACAACUAGAAGAAGAUGUUUUAGCUAAUCGGAAUCUACAGAAGGUCUUAGAAGAUCAGAUUAAGGACAUUAAAAACCGACCAGAUGAGACACUAUCUUUCUGUGGAGAUCAAACAUCUUAUAUGAGUAUCUGUUUAGGAGAGCAAGAUCAUUUAAGCCUACAGAUAGACCAUCUGUCUCUUGAAGAACUUAAGAAAAAGGUUACAGAACUUCUCUUGAUGGUUAAGGAUCUUCAGUCAAUUAAUCAAGAACUUAAGAAAAAACAGCUUGCACUUUGUACAACAGAUUCUCAAGGGAAGGAAGCACUAAAAAUAUUAAACCACAGUGAGUGUCUUGAAAUAACAGAGGAGCCAGUGAUGCUGACUGAAGGUGGUGACAAUGACAGGAAGACGCAGAACAGUCAAUUUUCUGAGAGGGUCAGUCAGGUAUGCCUUCAGGUAUCUUUGGAUUUUCCUUGUGAGGUGGAUAAACAGAUAACUCCAUCAGGCUAUUCAGAGAGUUUCUACAAAGAUAGACAUUAUAGGAGUCCAAAUAAGCCUCAGUUUGAACAUGGUACAACUGGCAAACACUUUGGCAGAAUAGGAAUGGAUGAACAUGAAACAGAAGAAAACUUGCUCACAUCUCUUUCAAGAGAAAAUAGAACAUCUGUACUGGAAUCUACCAGACAGGAACAAAUGAAAAGUGUAAAUGAACUGUUAGAUCAUCUGAAUGCAACUGAGCAAGAAUGUUCAAGUGAAGAUAUAGAGAAAAAGGAUGAAAAAGAUCUUAGGCAAAUGAUUAUUCAACUAAGAGCUGAACUCAAACAUUUCAAGCAGGUCAAUAAAUUCUUAGAGCAUCAAGCAGAAUUGAAAUCAACUUUUGAUGGGAAAGAGAAGCUUUAUCCAGAUGCAAUGCCACAGAUUAAUAAGGAUAUUCAGUUGCUGAAAGUGGAAUUGAAAGAUGCAGCUACACAAACAAUGACUUUAGAGAGUAAUGUCAUGAGAUUCCAACAUGAAGGCAAAAAAGGAGCCUCAGAAGAAAAAACAAAAUAUUCAAGAUUAAAUGCAGAACGAGAACAUCAGCAAGAAAAUGUGUGUAAGAAGGGUGAACAGCAUGAAAGACUUUUUUUUACAAGGAGAACAAAUGAAACUGAUUCUGCUUCCCUGCCCAAGAAGUCCCGUCUGCCUAUUCUCUUAAAAUCAUCCAGACCAUUAAGAAACCUGCCUUUGAACUCCUGUAUGCAGAGGUCAGAUUCAAAACAACAGUGUUGUACCAGGGCACCUUAUGAAGGUCUGAAAACAUGUGAAGUACAAGCCAAACAAUUUCAGUCACAAACAAAUGGAGGGUUAUUAUCGGAUGAGUCUGUAGCUGAAAACCUUCAAGGAAAGCCUGUGCAGGAAAGCACAUCAGUGAGAGUUGGCUCAUUGCUCAAACUGGAUAAUGGUGAGGUCCAGGUGGAGUUGCAAGGUGUUGAUUUGGGUACAAAGGACAAGAAUGAGUAUGCAAUGGACAAAAAUCAACAAAGCUAUCAAGAAAUGCAAAAUCAUCAUAAGAUUAGCAACGUGAAUAUCCAGCAUUCAUUAAAAGAGAUAAAUGAAGAGUUUUAUUCUGUGGAACAUGAGGACAUUGAUUCAGCCACUGCGUAUUCAGGCUCCAAGUGCCUGUGUUCUCUCAAAUUGAGUAUAACAAGUACAGAUGCACUUGAUGACUGUGAAGUCAUAGACGAUAUAGAAGAAUUGAAACAAAGAAUUAAGAGUAUGAAGUCUGAGCUUGAAAAGUACAAAAUGUUCGUGUUUCAUUUACAGACCUCUGACCAGCUUUUAUCAAGUGGUAUUUCCAAUAUAGUUUUGAGUGACACAGCCUUGCCCACGGAAGGAUGUGUUACACAAGUGCAAGAUACAGCUAUGCAAAAAAUCAAAACAUUUUCUAGUGUCCAUCAGCUGAUGGAUUAUGAGAUCCACACCAAAACCAGGGCUUUAGAGUCUUCAAAAGCAUCUGAUACAUGGACAGCACAAAACCUUAAGGAACUACUAACGGCAAAUGAGGCAGAACUUGAAAAAGAGCAAAUUGCAAAUAUGCAUCUUGAUGAAGUGUAUCAUCUUAAGAACAACCUGAGAGAAACAUCACCAUCCAAAUAUGAUUCAUUAGUUCAUUCACAAGCUCAAGAACUGUCCUUUCAACGCCAACAAAUUAAAGACAUCCACGGUGGUUGUGUUGCUUACCAUCAACAUCUGACGAGCCUUAUUAAAGCUUUUGAGGAACUGCUUCAAGCCAGUGAUGUAGAUUAUUAUGUUGCUGAAGGCUUCCGUGAGCAACUGAAUCAAAGUGUACUAUUGUUUGAGAAGCUAGAAGGGAAAUUCCUGUAUGGAGAAUCAAUAGGUACAGAAGUUAAUAUACUUUAUGAAUUAGCUCAAAGGGAUAAUGAGAACAACACCGCAAUGUACCAGCAACUGAAGGAUGAAUCACCUGUACCAUCUGCUCUUCAUAGCUUGUCUGACUUUGAUUUGUCAGAAAAGUCAUCUCUUGGAUCACCUGAGCACAGACAUGACCUGGAAGGACAGCAUGGCACACUGGCACUUCUGCCAAACAAGUUUCCCCCAGAGUUAUUAAUGGAGCAUCUGCAAGAAAUUAGAAUCCUGAGACAACGUUUAGAAUACUCCAUAAAAACUAAUGAGAGACUGAGGAAGCAGCUUGAGAGACAAGUAACAGACAAGGAACUAGAUCAAGGUUCUGCAAACAUUUUUAUCCAUGGCUCAGAGCAGCAUAAUUCCCUGACUUCUGAAAUACAUUUCCUGAGGAAGCAAAAUCAAGUUCUGAAUGCAAUGCUAGCAAAAGGAUCCAGAGAUAAACAAAAGGAAAAUGAAAAGUUAAGAGAAUCUCUUUCUAAAAAGAAUGCAAUUAUUGAACACCUUCAUGAGGAUUAUGAAUGCAUCAAGAGAGAAAAUGAAAGGUUGCAAAAACAAAUUGGCCAAAAGGAAGAUGAAACCAGAUAUCUGACAUGUCAAAUUUACAGCAGUCGUAAUGAAUUAAACAGGUUGCAAACAGAAAUUAAUGUAAAGCAACGUCAGCUCUCUGAAAAUGAGAAGUUACUGCAGUCACUCCGAACUGAGAUCAAGGUUUAUGAAAAGUUGGAAGAAGCAAGGAGAAAGAAGACAGAUCCCAGAUGUGAUGCAUCAGAAGAAUUCCGAAAAGAUCAGAAUAAUCCACUUGAUUUACAUGAACUGUUGACUGAAAUACAGAGUUUGCGAGUGCAGCUUGAAAGAAGUAUAGAGACAAACAAGUCUUUGCAUGAAAAAUUAGAGGAACAGCUUUCAAAAGAAAAGAGAGUGGAAGCGGGAUCAGUGUCAGCUGUAAAUAUCAACUACCUUUUCAAACAAGAAUCUCAGCAUUCUGCAGGAAUGAAUGGUACGCAUUCAGCCUCUAAAGAUGAUUUAGAUAGCACUUCACACUGCGGUAGCACUUCAUCUUCCAGUACGGCAUGUACCCCUCGCCUUGUGCCUGGACAUCGUAUGUGGGCAGACAAAAACGGGCGCCACGUUCUUGGCCUGAUUGAGGAUUAUAAUGCUCUACGGAAACGGAUUUCAGAAGGGCAACAGGUUUUAUCAGAAAUGGAGAUUUGUUUAAGAGAGGUCACCGGUAUGAAACUGCAGGAGCCCGGUAUAAAGGUACCAGACCAGGCAUCGCUGCAUAGCUUUUCUGCAAAUAUUCACACAGUACAGCAGAUUUUAGAGGAGGCUGCACGUUUACUGAAACUUCUGUGGAGAGUUUCCCUUCCACUGAAAGCAGUACACAGUACUGCUCAUGGCACUCAGGAUGAAGGAAUGAAGGCAGAAAUAUUUAGAUUACGUAAGAAACUGUCUGAGCAAGAGAAGAAGUUACAUAGCACAGUGAAACGCUUGCACUCCACAAACCAGCUGAAGGAAAACAUGGAGAAGGUCAUCAUUGACCAGUUGGUUUUAACUCAUGAUGUCUUGAAGAAGGCUAGAGGAAACCUGGAAGUCCCACCAGCUGAGAAUCAAAAAUCACCUUCCUAUACCAGCAAAAAAAGGAUUCUCUGAAGGAGAAAGUUCUACUGCUAAAGACCGGUCCUGUGAUUGUUUCUUUAUGCCUUACUAUUUAUUGAUGUAAAAAUGUUUGUUCAGCUCUUUUAAUGGCAUCAGCCCUUGACCAAAAAAAAAAAAAAAAAGGACAAAAAAGACAUCUUUUGGUAAAUAACUUAUUUAACGUUUUCUGUAAUGUAAAAGAUGGUUUUUAAUAUUUAUUACAGAAGCAAGGUACGGGAGGUAUUGAAGAAAAAUCCAGAUUUUUUUAAAGUUGGCUCAUUUGAAAUUUUAUAUUUGUACUUGUCAUGUUAUAAAACUAUUUGUUGCUAUAGUCAAACAGGUCCUGAAAGAAUGAAGAAUGUCAUCCACCUUCCAAACUGUUUCUCUACUGGUAAAAGAAGGUUUAAAAAAAAAAAAGCUCUGCCUGUUGUCACUGUUUUGUAGCAAUGUGAAAAAUGUUCAAUAUUUUAAACAUAUCUGGAAGACUCUUCUGGAAGCUGCCUGAUGCUGAGCGUUCUUACUGCCCUAUUAGUAACUUAGAUUGAUGCUAGGUCUGAAAAUGUUACUUAGAAUCAGACAAUUAAAAUGAAAAAUAAUCACAAA
Molecule: messenger RNA, 6666 nt
Organism: Tyto alba (common barn owl)
Lineage: Eukaryota; Metazoa; Chordata; Aves; Strigiformes; Tytonidae
Gene: CDK5RAP2
Product: CDK5 regulatory subunit associated protein 2
Biological process (GO): chromosome segregation; microtubule bundle formation; positive regulation of DNA-templated transcription
Cellular component (GO): mitotic spindle pole; perinuclear region of cytoplasm; microtubule organizing center
Molecular function (GO): gamma-tubulin binding; microtubule binding; transcription cis-regulatory region binding
Source: RefSeq, a predicted model, not a curated record